AUGGAUCCCCUGUACUUUUCCAGCACAUUCAGCAUGGAAGCCGCUCCCGGCGAGGCGAACUCCUCCCUGCUGCCCAACGCGACGGAGAACGGGACGCUGGCGGAGCCGCCCCCGUUCCAGUACAUCCACAAGGUGCUCAUCCCCAUCUGCUACCUGCUGGUGUGCGCCGUGGGGCUGAGCGGCAACGCCCUGGUCAUCUACGUGGUGCUGCGCCACGCCAAGAUGAAAACGGUCACCAACAUCUACAUCCUCAACCUGGCCGUGGCCGACGUGCUCUUCAUGCUGGGCCUGCCCUUCCUGGCCACCCAAAACGCCAUCUCCUACUGGCCCUUCGGCUCCUUCCUCUGCCGGCUGGUGAUGACCGUGGACGGCAUCAACCAGUUCACCAGCAUCUUCUGCCUGACGGUGAUGAGCAUGGACCGCUACCUGGCCGUGGUGCACCCCAUCAAAUCCACCAAGUGGAGACGCCCCAGGGUGGCCAAGCUCAUCAGUGCCACCGUUUGGACCUUCUCCUUCUUGGUGGUGCUGCCCGUGAUCAUCUUCUCGGACGUGCAGGAGGACUUCCAGACGUGCAACAUGAACUGGCCGGAGCCGGUCAACGUCUGGUCGGCGGCGUUCAUCAUCUACACCUCGGUGCUGGGCUUCUUUGGCCCUUUGCUGGUCAUCUGCCUGUGCUACCUGCUGAUCGUGGUCAAGGUCAAGUCCUCGGGGAUCCGCGUGGGCUCCACGCGGCGCCGCAGGUCGGAGCGGAAGGUCACCAGGAUGGUGGUGAUCAUCGUGGUGGUCUUCGUCUUCUGCUGGCUGCCCUUCUACACCAUGAACAUCGUCAACCUGAUCCUCAUCCUGCCCGCCGACCCCGUCCUGGAGGGGCUCUACUUCUUCAUGGUGGUGCUGUCCUACGCCAACAGCUGCGCCAACCCCAUCCUCUACGGCUUCCUCUCCGACAACUUCAAGCAGAGCUUCCAGAAGGUUCUCUGCCUCCGGAAGGGCGACGGAGCGGAGGAUGGAGACCCCGUGGAGCACAGGCAGGAGAACAGCAGCCGCCUGCAGGAGUCCAUGCUGACCCAGAGGAACGCAGAGUUCAACGGGCACAUGCAGACCAGCAAGGUCUGA
Messenger RNA from Onychostruthus taczanowskii (white-rumped snowfinch), 1113 nucleotides. It is a transcript of the gene SSTR5, whose product is annotated as somatostatin receptor 5. Gene Ontology annotation, molecular function: neuropeptide binding; somatostatin receptor activity. NCBI's taxonomy places the organism in Eukaryota, Metazoa, Chordata, Aves, Passeriformes, Passeridae. Gene Ontology annotation, cellular component: neuron projection; membrane. The record is from RefSeq and is a predicted model, not a curated record. The coding region runs from base 1 to 1113 and encodes 370 amino acids. The transcript has a single exon. Gene Ontology annotation, biological process: neuropeptide signaling pathway; regulation of insulin secretion; cellular response to glucocorticoid stimulus.